Molecule: messenger RNA, 1350 nt
Organism: Penicillium crustosum
Lineage: Eukaryota; Fungi; Ascomycota; Eurotiomycetes; Eurotiales; Aspergillaceae
Exons: 1
Coding region: 1-1350 (449 amino acids)
Cellular component (GO): nucleus
Molecular function (GO): DNA binding
Source: RefSeq, a predicted model, not a curated record
AUGAGUAAGAAUGGGUCCCUCGCUGUCGCAACAGGCUACCGGUCUGUCGCCCGCCGUUUAUUGGAUCGUCUCGAAGCAGUGUUCGCGCGCGACAUCUCAUCCGAGCCAUGUGGCUGCCAGAUAUGUGACCAAGCGGAGACAGAUGAUCGACCGGAUGGAGUGAGCUGGGGCGAGGUUUUGGAGCUCGUGUCUGGUCGUAGGGAACUUCCCAUGUGGCCUCCCUUCACAAUGGCACCAACCACCGUGGAUACGGGUGCGCCAGGCGAUGAGCAUAUUCCAAUGCAGAAGCUUGACGUUGACGUUCCUGAAGAAUACCGCGAACACUUCAUUCGGCAAUCUCGAAAGACGAAGGUCGCUGUGGACAAAUGGCUUUACGAGCAAAAUGAUCCAGGCACCAGCGCUCCUAACGAGGUUGACGAUGAGACAUUGACCUUCGCCAUGCUCACGCAUCUUGAACCCCACCAGCGCUCAUUGUUCUGCUCUUUGCUUGGCAUCAAUUCUUCUACUCCUGUCCCGCGAUCUGACGACGAAAAGCCCCGGCUGAAACCCUCAGCGCUUGUCUCGUCGGCCUCUGCAAUCCAGCGUCUUUACCGACUAUCCUCCCUCCCUCGCGACCCAGAAACUGCUAUGUACAUGCUGAAUAACCCUACCCUCCACCAUGUCCUCGCCACGCUUUCCGCUAUCAGUGAUGACGAGUGGGAGAUCCUCAUCUCCGGUCGCUUCGACGGAUUCCUCCGCAGUGGCGCAGAAGACACAGGUCCCACCGCCAAUGCCGCCGGGGCUCGAUGGAACGGCAGUCGCUCCAACACGCCCUUGGGCGGCGGUAUCUCUCGAGGACCGACGCCCAAUUACAUGGAUGGCAGCUUCCGACCCUCAAGCCAAGUCAACGGCGCACCUCCAUCCCCCGCCUCAUUCGGCGGCCCGAUCGCCCUCGACGAAGAAACUGAAAUUGCCGCGUUAGCAGAAGUCGAGCGCGACAUUUUCCUCGGAAUGGAAGCCCUCGAAGAUGCCUUCGAAGCCCUCCACUGCAAGGCCGAAGCCGUGCGACGCGCACUACGCGAACGUGGUGCCGGCCUCUCGGUAGCAAACCAAAGCCGCCGGGGCUCGUUCGUCGAAGCGCGUCUGGGAACGCCUUUCUCAGGCGUCGGUACAUGGGAAAGCGGCGAAGAUGACUUCCUCGACGAUGAUCGCUCUCUUGCGCCCGAUGACUCGGCCAGUAACAUCAGCUCGAACCGCCGUCGUCGGCCUAAGAGACGCACUGAGCGACGCACACCUGCGCCUGUCGAGGAAGAAGACGAAGAAGAUGAUGGUCUUGGUCGUCGUGAUACGCGAAACUCGAGGCGGAGAUAG